Messenger RNA from Pistacia vera, 1437 nucleotides. Its product is annotated as DNA polymerase zeta catalytic subunit-like. NCBI's taxonomy places the organism in Eukaryota, Viridiplantae, Streptophyta, Magnoliopsida, Sapindales, Anacardiaceae. Bases 95 to 772 code for a protein of 225 amino acids. The transcript is spliced from 11 exons. Gene Ontology annotation, molecular function: DNA-directed DNA polymerase activity. Gene Ontology annotation, biological process: error-prone translesion synthesis; double-strand break repair via homologous recombination. The record is from RefSeq and is a predicted model, not a curated record. Gene Ontology annotation, cellular component: zeta DNA polymerase complex; nucleus.
UGGCGCCAAAGAAUUCAAAGCAAUUCGUAAAAGAACAUUUCUUCUUCACAGACUCUAAUUCAUGUAUGUAUCAUUGUAAGUAAAGUGAAAACCGAUGGCGGAUUCGCAGCCGGAGUCCAAAGUUUUCAGUGUUCGAAUUGUCUCCAUCGAUCACUACAUGGCGCCGCCAAUUCCUGGCUACGAUAUUUGCUACAGUAGCUUUCAAGGCGGGAAGGUGGACGAAGUGCCAGUUAUAAGGAUUUAUGGAUCAACACCAGCCGGCCAGAAGACAUGCUUGCAUGUUCAUAGAGCUUUACCCUAUUUAUAUGUCCCAUGUGCUGAUAUACCUCUUCAAUCAGACCAAGAAGGUGAUGCAUAUACGAAUGCUAUAUCUCUUGGAUUGGAGAAAGCCUUGAAGCCAAAGGGUAAUUCUGGUUCAAAUCGUCAGCAUGUUCAUGGUUGCAGCCUUGUACGAGCUAAGAGAUUUUAUGGUUACCAUUCAUCAGAAGAGCUAUUUGUCAAGAUAUACCUCUAUUAUCCACAUGAUGUCUCUCGUGCUGCUAAUCUCCUUCUGGCAGGUGCAGUUCUUGAUAAGAGUUUGCAGCCCCAUGAAUCUCAUAUUCCCUUUCUUCUUCAGUUUCUGGUUGACUAUAACUUGUAUGGAAUGAGCCAUCUGCAUCUGUCAAAGGUGAAGUUCCGUCAUACAGUACCAGAUGUUUUUUCUCCAAGGAAAUUUAAUUACGAUAAUCAACAUUUAAAGGUGAUGGAUAAGUGGACACAAAAAAAAAGCUGAUUUUCAGGCAGAUUGGAGUGAAAGUGCACCUUUAAGUUCUCCAUUCUGGGAGUCUUCCAAAAUUCCAGGUGAUUGGUUUUGGCAGUUUUCCAAUGAACUUGAUGGUUCAUCUGAUCAAAGCGUUCGCUGUAUUAAACGUCAAAGUGUAUGUGAGCUUGAGGGAGAUGCUACAAUAGAUGACAUUGUUAAUCAACAAUUUAUAAUGUAUACAUCUCUCUCGCAAACCCGUUCUGAUGUCAAAAUGGUCCAGUCACUCAUUCCAAUUUGGGAGGAAGAGUAUGAACGGACUGGGAUGUGUGAAGCCGCUAUGCCUCCUGAUCCUUGCAAACCACUUGCUCAGGAUGUUCUGAAAAUUCUCUCCCUGGAUCUUAAAUGUGAGAAUGUACUUACGGAUUUGUGUGGUGGAGGAGAUGAAGUUAUUUCUUCAUUUGAGAAUGAUGUGAGAGUUGUGAAAGUGUGACAAAGUAACCACCAUCACCCUGUCUCCACAAAGACACUAAUUGGCUAUAAUCUCAAUUUGCUCCAGAUCAUGCUCUAUCAGGUUACCUCUUACUUUAAGCCCUUCAAUCUCUUCAAUUGUAGCAAUAGCUUGUUCUGGAUUCUCCUCGUUUUGGGUCACCCAAGUGAUGAAGAUGGUAGGAAGUGAUGAUGGUAGAGUGUGAAGA